AUCUCGUGGAUGCUGAGUUGAUGAUCAUUCCCAACACAGAAGAAGAAAGUUCACCGUAACCAGGCAACCAACGACAAGCUGCCAUCGCUCGUUUAUCAACGACUGGAAAUAUAUCAGGAUAAGUUUUAAAACUAGCUAACCACAUCCACCAUGCCCUCUACUACUGAUAACAACUCCAAGCCUAAGUCCAUGAAAAGAGCCAAAGAAUGGACGGCAGAAGUGGAAAACCUGUUUAGAUUCCAGCAGGCGGGCUACAGAGACGAAUUGGAGUACUUACAAUUUAAACACGGAGUCAUGAUUGAGAAAUGGCCAGAGACCGGGUUUGUGAAGAAGCUCCAGCGUCGAGACAACACAUUUUAUCACUUCAGCAGGAGAAGAGAAUGCCAGGAUUGUGAUCUCCACAAAGUCGUUGUGUAUGGAUAUUAAAAUGUUCUGAUCUACCCCUUUGUAUUUAAUAAAGGAUUUGUUUUGUCUGCAUGCA
This is a messenger RNA of Acanthopagrus latus (yellowfin seabream), 481 nucleotides long. It is a transcript of the gene meig1, whose product is annotated as meiosis/spermiogenesis associated 1. Bases 151 to 426 code for a protein of 91 amino acids. NCBI's taxonomy places the organism in Eukaryota, Metazoa, Chordata, Actinopteri, Spariformes, Sparidae. The record is from RefSeq and is a predicted model, not a curated record. The transcript has 3 exons. Gene Ontology annotation, cellular component: nucleus.